AUGCUGAACUUAACGUUCUUUGAUGACGACGGAAGCUUUUGUCGCAUCCAGGAAGCCUUCACCGUUGCCUCGGUGAUCAACCCGCUGAUGGCCAUAGGCAAGCUGUUUCGAGAAGGCUGGGAGUUGCGAGUGAACGAAGAAGAAGGUAUGUGUCUUACAGACGGAAGCUCAAGAAUACCAGUGCAUCUCCACAAGAACAGCUUGGCAGCCUACGCCUACGUACAAACUCCUUCAAGAAGCAGAAGUUACAGCAGCACCAACUACAAGAUGGUUCGGACAGUUGUUCAGCUCAACAAGCAUGUUCAGGAAGCAGUGAACAAAGAAGAACCUGGUUGGCACAACACAGACAGCAUGGUGAUCGUGAAGUACGCCACUCAAAGCAACUACGAGAACCCAUCUCUCAUGUAUAGCCCUACGCACUUUCCGUACAGAAGCACUUUGGUGAAAGAAGAGAGAGGAUGGAGAGCAGUUGAAGUUUCAAAGAAGUACUCCGAGAAGGCAGACCCUUUUGAAGAGUUUGCAGAAGGAGAAAAGGAAGUGGUUACAGCCAUUUCAGCAAAGCCAAUUCCACUUUGGAUCCUUGGCACCCCUUACGCAGCUGGAGAUCGAGCAGAGCAAGAAAGUCAUGGUCGUGACUACUGGAAAAUGGACCUCGAGAAAGGAGAAGUUGUUCGUCACCACGUAGUACCGAGAACUGUACUGUUUGACCCGACAGGAGUUUCCAACUGUCCUGUCCUCCUUGGAGAUCUUGAGAACAGCAGGUAUACCCAAGGAGACUGCAUCUACAGUACGGAGAUCUACGAACACAGCGACGACUGGAGAGCAGACCGCCUACCUCUACGUGAACACUUUCGUUUGCCGUGGUUUGGUCAAACAAGGUUCCGUGUGAAGCCAGAAGUUGUUGAAGACCUAAAAGCAGAAGCUGCAGCAGAGGAGCUAAAGAAGAAGAAGGAAGAACACUACAAAGAGAAGGAAGAUUCAGCAGUACCACCAGAAGUGCAGGAGAGUAAAGACGAAGAGAUGAGAGAAGCACAAGGAGACCAAGAAGCACCACAAGAAGUUGUUGAAGUUUUGGAGGAAAGCUUCUACCACGAAGGCGUCGAGUACACAGCUCAGAAAAGCAGUCUUAAGGAACUACAAGCACUUUGCAGAGAGUACAGAGUGAAGACAACAGGAAGCAAGAAGCAGCUCUUGAAGAGACUCGCCACAGCAGUCAGAGAAGAAAGGCUCAGCACGCAACACAAGGAACAACGGGAACACCACCAAGCAUACCACCUAGCACCACCACAGGAACCAACGGAAGAGGAGAGAGCGUACCACAACUUGACGCACCUUCCGUAUCAGCCUUGGUGUCCUCAUUGCGUUGCUAUGAAAGCACGAGAAGACAACCACAAGAAAGGAUUGAGCAAGCCAAGCAGCUCUACGGAUUCCGCGAAGCCCGUCAUCAGUUUUGACUUUUGCUAUACAAGCACCACAGGAAGUGAAGAGCCACCAGCAGUGACUCUUGUCGCUGUGGACAGCUGGAGCAAGGCAGUCUUGGCAGUGCCCUGCAAGAGGAAAGGAGGAGCAGGAAGCACAACGCACCUCGCGGAAGCACUCGUGCAGUUCACCACGCAGCUCGGGUACAACACCCUCGUUCUCAAAGCAGACAACGAGAACGCAGCCAAAGCACUCAAGGACAAAGUACAGAAAGUACGCAGCAGCCUUGGACUUUCUACAACACUACAGGAAAGCAUUCCUUACGACCACGAAAGCAAUGGAGCCGCAGAAAGAGCAAUACAAACAGUACGGAGGCAAGCGAACACCAUUCUCGAUGAACUCAGAGAAAGAACACAGCUGGCAAUACCACACGAGCACGCAGUAGUAAGCUGGGCGUUUAGACACGCCUGCUGGCUACUCAACAGGUUCGCAGUGAGCAGCUCCACAGGAAGAACGCCACAGGAAGUUAUCCACGGAUACCCCUACUCAGGGAAACUUGUACCCUUUGGUACUGUUGUGAUGGCGAAGAGGUUGAAGAUCAAGAAGAAAGGCGACAGGAUAUGGAAUGCAGGAAUAUUUUUAGGCAAGACAGAACAAGACACAUGGAUCGUUGCACAGCCUGAUGGCAUACAUAUCACACGCAGCGUGAGACCACUACCAGAACAGUACGACUCCAAAAGAACAAGCAACAUAGAGGUCCAUACCUGGAACCUCAACACGCCACUCCUUGGAGCAAGAGUACUCCCAGAGAAGAAGCAAAGACAACGACCACAGCUAAGCAUCCUGCCCCCUGUUGCCGAGGAAGAACGCGAACAGCUCGAGAACGACGAGGCCGCUAGCGAUCCUCCGAGUUCGGAGGACAGCAGUGAAGAGCAGCAACAAGCACUUGAAGACAGAGAGGAACAAAGUGAAGCCAGCAGCAUGAGUGUGACGAGAGAUAGGAAAAGAAGAGCUGAAGUUGAUGACGAGACCCUUUUGGAGGAACUCAGAGCAGUCGAGCCACUUACAGCCUCAGCAGAAGCACUUUCAGCACCAGCUGAACCAAGAGCAGAAGCAAGCAAACACAGCCUUGAGCCUGAGGAACCAAGCUCACCCAGCAAGCUACGAAAGCAAGUUAACAGAGCAGAGGAAACAGACGGUUACCUCAACAUGCCUCAUGAUGAUGAAGUCUACGAAGCAGAUGAUGAGUUUGUGUACGAGUCGGAAGAAGAAGAAGAGGAGACAGAGAGUGAACCAACGGAAGUUUCUACCAAGGUCCCUGUCGAGUUCUUCGACGAGGAGAAAGGACCACCGAACGUGGACCCGGCUUUUCUUCAGAAGUUGGACGAUGAAGCUACAGUCAAAGAAAUCAAAAGGUUAACAAAGAUGGGAGUUAUUUCGUUGGUUUCUACAGAUCCUCAGGAAGUAACUGAGAAUGUACCUCUGGUAGAUUCAGAGCAAGAACUUCACAAGUGGUUGACAACGAAGUUGGUGAAAGAUUGGAGGUUCAGAGAAGCUACAGGUUUUGAAGCUGAAGAAGUCAAAGAAGGAACAACAAAGCCCAAGCAGAUUCAAAGAUGCUGGCAACGACGAAUUACAAAACUGGUACCCAUGUUGGCUCUCGCCAACCAUUGGGCGAUCUACAGUGUCGACGUGAAGGUCAACGCGACGCAUCCAGUCUUUGGUCAGACUUUUGUGAUGGUCUUUUGGUGGAAGAGAAGUUUGAGCGUUGUACUGCAGUUCCAGCACUUUACCGUCUUCUACGACAAGGAAAAGUGGAACCUCAAGAAGAAAGUGAACCUACAAAUUGAAGGACCUCUUCUGAACGAGGAAGACUACGAGAAAGGAUUUUCUGAGGAGACCGUGAAGUUUCUCAAAAGGAAGUACACGUACGAACAACAUGAACUACGAGUACAUAGCGAUAGCAAGUACGUGAAGAAACUCGUGGAGAUCCUCAAGCUGGAGAAGAAGAAGGCCAAGAACUCACCCUGCACACCGGCUAGUCAGGAACCUGACGUAUCCCAAGAACUGGACGAGGAACACUCGAGAACGUACAGAAGUUGUGUCGGCAUUUUGCUGUACGUAGCGCACGACCGUCCGGACAUUCAGUUCGCAGUACGUAGCCUCAGUACUGCCAUGACGAAGCCAACGGAACGUAAAAGAAAGGAGUUGGAGCACUUGGCGCUCUACCUCAAAGGAACGUCAGACUACGCCGUUACGUACCACAGGAAGUCAGUGAGUUGCGCCAUGUUCUACCUGGACGGUGCAUACUUCUACAGCUACAGCAGGACACAGAAGUCGAUAGCAUUAUCUUCAGCAGAAGCAGAAUACAUGGAGAACGAGUACUACUCAAAGCAUACACAGACAGUUCCGCAUGCCGCGGAAUCACAAACCGCCAAGGAACAGGAAGAGUCAAGCACCUACAGAUUCGGUUACUUUGGCUACAAGCAGCAAUACGUGAAGGCAAGCUUACUGUACACGCAGUUGGUGAACUACGACGUGGACUCCUUCGACGAGGCAAAGAAAGAAGUGACAGAGAGAGCAGAGAAGUUGAAGAAGGAGGAAGAAAACCUGGAGAAGGAGAAGGAGCAGUUUGGAAACCAGAAGACAGAGUUUGAGGAGACAGUAAAAAGGUUUUUGAAGAAGCAGAAGGAGGUGAAGGAAAAGGAAGACAAAGUUACAGAAAGAGAAGAGAAGUUAGAGAAGGACCAAGAGACCGUUCAACAGCAAGCCAAGGUCUUAAGCGAGAAGGAGACAGCCCUUGAAGAAGCUGAGGAGAACGAAAGAACCGCCGGCUACGACCAGGAGAGAGAAGAGUACGCCAAGAAGUACGUUGACGACGCGAAGAAGGACUUGGAGAGAGAGCUUAAGGUGCUAAAGCAAGAAGAGAAAGUAAGGAACCAGAAGCUCGACGACCUCCAGUACGACUACAAGAGCCUCAAGGACGACUACCAGUACUUCAAAGGUUACUCACAGGAAGUGGACGCACUUCUACUUGCAGCUAAGGACAAGAUCGUGAAGUACAAGAAGAAGGUCAAAAGCCUCAAGGAAACCUUAGGUGCAACCUUGUCUGGAAGCGAAGGUGAAGAAGAGACAGAAGAGCCGUACAAGAGCAAAGCAGAAGAAGAGAAAGAGAAGAAAGAAGCGCAGGCAAAAGAGGAAGAGAAGAAGAAAGGAAAAAGGCCAAAGCAGGUAGAGACAGAAGACCAAGAAGAGAAGCCGUCAAGCAACCAAGGAGACGAAACUACCGUCGACCCGAACGACAUAGCCGAGUUCACGCAGCUUGGCUACGUGUGGGAGUUCAACAAGAAGACGCAAGAGUACCGCGCGAAGUGUGAAGACAAGAAAGGUGCAGCGAGAAUCAAGAAUGCGCCUGUCAAGGGACGCAUGCUCUGGAACAAGGUGACAGAGUGUUACAGGAAGCACAACGUUUGGUUUACAGACGGAAAGGAAUUGGAUAAAUUCCUCGAGACCAAGGAGAACGAGAAGAUCGAGGAAGAGGUGCAGCGACGCAUCCACGCGAAAGGCAAGCAUGACAACCAAGGAACGAAGGGAAAAGGCCCUUCCUGGGACGACGGACAGAACGACGGUUGGUACUACAACGAGCAGUGGAACAACGAGAACUGGAGCACCACCGACGACGGCAGCAACUGGUACGAGAACGCGAACCCGCACAACAAAGGCUACUGGCAGACGCCAGAAGAGUGGGCGCAGCAGAACCAGUGGGACCAGUGGACACCCAAAGGAAAGGGUAAAGGCAAGAAGUCCAAGAACUGGGCACAGACCCAGUGA
Messenger RNA from Symbiodinium sp. CCMP2592, 5250 nucleotides. NCBI's taxonomy places the organism in Eukaryota, Dinophyceae, Suessiales, Symbiodiniaceae. The record is from the annotation of a GenBank genome assembly.